Lacerta agilis (Sand lizard) is the source of this 3602-nucleotide messenger RNA. It is a transcript of the gene AP4E1, whose product is annotated as adaptor related protein complex 4 subunit epsilon 1. Lineage: Eukaryota; Metazoa; Chordata; Lepidosauria; Squamata; Lacertidae. Gene Ontology annotation, cellular component: AP-4 adaptor complex; membrane coat. The record is from RefSeq and is a predicted model, not a curated record. Gene Ontology annotation, biological process: intracellular protein transport; receptor-mediated endocytosis. Bases 62 to 3517 code for a protein of 1151 amino acids. The transcript is spliced from 21 exons. Gene Ontology annotation, molecular function: cargo adaptor activity.
UUGGGGCCUCCUCUUCCGGGAUGCGACAGCGGCCCCGGGUAGCCGUGGCGUCGGCCCGGGCAUGAGCGACGUGGUGGAGCGGACCCUCAGCGCCUUGCCCGGCUUGUUGGGGCAGCACGAGCCGGGGGCUGGGCUGGGCGGCGGCGGCGGCGGGGGACCCGGCCGGAGCUCGGCCACCUCUCGCCUCGGCGUCCUCAUCCGGAGCAUCACCGCGCUCGCCUCCAAACAUGAGGAAGAAAAACUAAUCCAACAGGAAUUAAAUAAUUUAAAAGCAACAGUUUCUGCACCCACUACAACACUGAGGUUGAUGAAGGAAUGCAUGGUGAGGCUGAUCUAUUGUGAGAUGCUGGGCUAUGAGGCCUCUUUCGGAUACAUCCAUGCCAUCAAGUUGGCACAGCAAGGAAACCUUUUUGAGAAAAGAGUCGGUUAUCUGGCAGUUUCUCUAUUUCUUCAUGAAAACCACGAACUGCUGCUUCUGCUUGUGAAUACAGUUGUGAAGGAUUUGCAGAGUACUAACCUCCUGGAAGUGUGUAUGGCUCUGACUGUGGCAAGCCAAAUCUUUCCGCGGGAAAUGAUUCCAGCUGUCCUUCCGCUAAUAGAAGAUAAGCUUCAGCAUUCAAAGGAAAUUAUCAGAAGAAAAGCAGUCCAAGCUUUGUACAAGUUCUACCUUAUUGCUCCCAACCAAGUCCAGCACAUCCACGACAAGUUCCGGAAGGCACUUUGCGACAGGGAUGUGGGAGUUAUGGCUGCUUCGUUGCACAUCUAUCUCCAAAUGGUGAAGGAAAACUCCUCUGGAUACAAAGACUUGACAGGCAGCUUUGUCGCUAUACUAAAGCAGGUGGUGGGAGGAAAACUCCCUGUAGACUUCAAUUAUCACAGUGUGCCAGCACCUUGGUUACAAAUCCAGCUUCUAAGAAUAUUGGGGCUGCUUGGAAAGGAUGACCCAAGGACCAGCGAAUUAAUGUAUGAUGUUCUGGACGAAUCUUUAAGGAGAGCGGAGAUAAACCAUAACAUUACAUAUGCAAUCUUGUUUGAAUGUGUCCAGACAAUUUACACAAUUUACCCUAAAUCUGAUCUACUUGAGAAGGCCGCCAAAUGCAUUGGAAAAUUUGUCCUGUCGCCUAAAAUUAAUUUGAAAUAUUUGGGAUUAAAGGCCCUAACAUAUGUUGUCCAGCAGGAUCCUGCCCUAGCACUGCAGCACCAAAUGACAAUAAUUGAGUGCUUGGAUCAUCCUGAUCCCAUUAUUAAAAGAGAGACAUUGGAACUACUGUAUAGAAUCACCAACGGGCAGAAUGUCACUGUCAUAGUACAGAAGAUGCUUGACUACCUAACUCAAAGUAAGGAGGAGUACACCAUCAUCAACAUAGUUGGCAAAAUAGCAGAAUUAGCUGAAAAAUAUGCUCCUGAUAAUGAAUGGUUCAUCCAGACUAUGAAUGCAGUAUUUUCCGUAGGAGGAGAUAAAAUGCACCCUGACAUCCCAAACAGCUUCUUGCAGCUCCUUGCUGAAGGUUUUGAAGAUGCAAAGGAAGAUAGCCAGCUGCGACUUCAUGCUGUCCAAUCCUAUCUUGUGCUGCUAGAGGAUGAGAAUGCAGUUUAUCCACAGAAAUUCCUUCAAGUAAUGAGUUGGGUGUUGGGGGAAUAUGCGUACCUUAUGAAGAACGUGGAUCCAGAAGUUGUCUUGGCGAGUUUGCAUAGGAUACUUAGGAGCAAUGCCACUCCUGAAACCAAGGCCUGGAUUGUGUCUGCUGCCACUAAAAUAGCUUCUCAUACCACCUGUUCAAAAACAGUUGAAAAACUUAUCACGGAAUUCAGUACCUCCUUGGAUACCUGCAUGAGGCAGUAUGCCUUUGAAUUAAAGCAUCUAUAUGAAAACAAAGAAUUGAUGAAGCAACUGUUCCCUGUUGAUGCUAGUUGCAAGGACGUAGUGGUAGAUGCUUCCUUAUCUUUCUUAGAUGGAUUUGUAGCAGAAGGACUGGAUCGUGGUGCAGCGCCAUAUAAACCUCAUCACCAAAGACAAGAGGAGAAGCUGUCUCAGGAAAAAGCUCUGAAUUUUGAACCUUAUGGGCUAUCACUUUCCCAGAGCUUCUCAGCUUCUGGUUUUACUGGCAGACAAUCUCCAACUGGACUUUCUCUGGGAUCUGACAUCUCUGUUAAUAGUUCUGAGACUGGACAGAAGGAGAGCAACAGUCUGAAGCUAGAUGGUGUGAAGAAACUAUGGGGGAAAGAAGGCUACCUCCCCAAGAAGGAAAACCAAGCAGAAAAAGAAGACAACGCCAAGUCUGUUCUGGAAGGCAGUGCAUUUGCAGAGCAUAUUGUUGGCAACUUUCCAUUCCAGCCUGAGCAAGAAAUGAGUGGUCCCUUGGAGGGAGAGGAAGAGAAGCGUCAACUGGCGUCAACACUCUUUGUUGGCUUAGGGUCUCAAAGCAGCAUCAGUCUGAUGGGCAAGCGAGACUCUACCACUCAGAAGCUCCGAAGGAAAUCAAAAACAAGCAAAACCCAAAAUAGUGAGGAAUCAUCCAGUAUCGAAAGUGCUGCUGACCCUUCCCUCUGCCCUUUUCCUGAUGUGAUAUCUAGGAACAAAGACCUCUUCCAAAACAAUGGACACCUAAGAUUAAGGAAAUCUUCACUGAGUUCUGCUGGAACUUCUGAAUCAAAGGUGGUACUUGAUAGGUCUCAUUCUCUGCCAGAAGCUGAACUGAAUGAGAAGCUUUUGGGUCACAGACUUUCGUUGUCCUCUCUGUUUGCGGAUGGCAAUAUGGAAUUGUUUCAGCCUUCUCCAAGUGCUCAGGCUGCGGCCCCCCAGCAACUCUCUUUGAUGCCUUACUUACCAGAAGCAGCAGCCAAACACCCUCAUUCUGAAAUCUUAGAGCUUUGUGGCAACGAAACACUGGUUUUGUCCUUUUGUAAAAUCUGGAAAGAUGACUCUGUCCUACUCUUCUUAUUUCUUGUCAACAAAAGCACUUGCGUACUUAAAGCUGUGAAUCUGGAAUUUGAGCACGCGGAACAUUUUAAGAUUUCAGAAAGCCUUGGUUGCCACUUCACUGCAGUAGAAGCUCAGAGCAUAGAAAGCUUCCAGACGUGUGUCGAGAUGGAGGGGCUGUGCUCUUCGGAGACGCUCUCUGGGUCCAUCAGAUACUUUCUAGAGUCUGAUGCACUCCUCAGAUUUUCUGUAACUUUAGAACUGUUGGAUUUUAUCAGGCCAAUGAAAAUGAGCACUGAAGAAUUUGGAAAACUGUGGCUCUCCAUUUCGAAUGAUGUCAAACAAAACCUAAAGAUGACAUCAUCUCAGGGAUCUUUGUCAGCCGUCCUAAGCAUUUUGCAGCAAAAGCUGAAUCUACAUAUAGUGGAUAUCAUAGGCAGUGAGGGAAUAGCAUCAUGUCGACUGCUUCCAUCCGUCCCCUGUUUACUACAUUGCCGUGUCCAUGCUGGGAUGUUGUCACUGUGGUUCAGAUCCCAUUGUUCGGCUCUUCCAGACUGUUUACUUUAUCAGUGUCAAAAGGUGUUGGAAGAAUCCUGAGCAUCGUGGAGAAAAGAAGCAAAAGCCUCCUCUUCUAACCUAGUGGAAAGAAGGACAUAUGUGAUUGUGCCAGGGGUUUACCAAA